Molecule: messenger RNA, 7493 nt
Organism: Solenopsis invicta (red fire ant)
Lineage: Eukaryota; Metazoa; Arthropoda; Insecta; Hymenoptera; Formicidae
Gene: alpha-Catr
Product: alpha-catulin
Exons: 11
Coding region: 149-2431 (760 amino acids)
Biological process (GO): Rho protein signal transduction; cell adhesion
Molecular function (GO): cadherin binding; actin filament binding
Source: RefSeq, a predicted model, not a curated record
GUAGGUGGGAGGGUGUCCGGUGGCUGUCAGCGACGGCAGCGGGGGCAAGGGUUGCAGUCGUGCCGGGCACGCGGGCGGGGGUAGGAGGGGUGCAACGAACCCUCUCGCCUCGGCUCGAGUCUACGGAGCACGGAGUUGUGUUCGAAUCAUGGCGACACCCGACCCCGUAGACCCAGCCACCCUAGAGAUUAAGACCCGUAGCAUAGAACAGACACUACUCCCACUAGUGAAACAGAUUUCCACAUUAAUCUCACACAGAGAACGACCGCUAUGCUCGGACCGAAGUCUACGAGCGGUCGCCAGGGUCGGCCAGGCGGUAAAUUUGGCGGUCGAGAGAUUCGUGACCGUCGGCGAAACUAUCGCGGACGACAACCCAGAGAUCAAACAAGACAUGUACGAGGCGUGCAAAGAGGCGAGAGUUGCGGGUUCAGCAAUCGAGAAAUUAUGCGAAUGUGCCUUGGAAGACAGCUUGGCUGACCGAGGUUCCGUCGUAAGAGCUGCCAGAUGUCUCCUAGGUUCAGUGACGAAAGUCCUCCUCCUAGCAGACAUCGUCGUGGUCAAUCAAUUGCUUCACGCCAAGGAUAAGGUCGCCCGCAGUCUCGGGCGCCUCGAAAGUGUCUCGAAUUUCACGGAAUUCGUCAAGGCGUUCAGCCAAUUUGGAGGAGAAAUGGUUGAGUUGGCGCAUUUAACGGGUGAUCGUCAGAAUGAUCUCAAAGAUGAGAGGCGACGCGCGCAGAUGGCAGCGGCUCGACAAGUUCUAGAGAGGAGCACUAUGAUGCUGCUCACGUCCAGCAAAACAUGUCUAAGGCAUCCCGAGUGUCCAUCCGCCAAAGAGAACAGAGACACCGUUUUUUGCCAAAUGAGAAGGGCGAUGGAUCUGAUACAUUACGUUGUCAAGGACGGGGUAUUAGACUGCAGCGAAUCUCAGUCCUACUCGAAUUCACAGAGUCCGCAGCAGGAAGACUGGGAUAGCAGUACCGUUUGCUCAGCUUUGAAACACUUCGAAAGGCUCGUUGAAACAACGAGGAUGACCCUGCUGGGACCUGGCUGUCGCGAAACACUUACAUCGGCGCUCGAAACGGUGGUUGAGAGGACACAAGACUUCACCGACAGCGCCUAUACGAGUCACGAGCACAGAGAAAAUAUUCUCCUGCUUUGCGAUCGCGCAAAACUCGAGCUCAAUACACUUUUGCGGAUCGGCAAUAGUAUGAAUUAUGAGGGCGGCGGGGGUUCACCUAGCUCGGAAAUGGAACAAGCGGUGAUGGGUGUGUUACGGGCAACUAGAGACCUUCGACAGCAACUCAGCUCAACGACGAUGGAACAAGCUGGCGAUCUUGGCCAAGUGACAAAAGCCGGCCAGGAACUCGUGUCAACGAUCAGAAAUCUCGCGCUGGCCAAUGACAUCGACCGUCUGCAGGAGAGCAACGACAGGUUCCACGAGUAUAUCGAACACAUUCUCGAAGUAUGCAAACUCCUGAGACACGUUGCACUUUCGGAAUCGUUGCAAGUGUCGGCCAAGUUCACGGAGAUCAACUUAAGAAUAUAUGGUCCUCAGGUCGUAACGGCCGCGCAUACACUAGCUAGGCAUCCCACCAGUAAGAUAGCCAAGGAAAAUCUCGAAGUAUUUGCUGACAUGUGGCAGUGGCUCAUGACUGACGUGACGACAGUAGCGAAAGAUGUUUUGGAACUCAGUCAAAACCGGCCAGAAAAGCAGGUUUACAUGUCUUUGCCGCGGCCAGGGAAACAUGGCACGACGAGCAAGCCAUUAAAACCAGUACGGUUAGACAGCGAGGAGCAGGCGAAAAUUGCUAAGGCAGGUCUCGAGAUGAAAUUGAUCACCUCGGAAAUGGAUGCCGAGACGGAAAAGUGGCAGGAGAGCGGAAGCGCUCUAGAGGAGAACAAUGACAUUGUGAAGCGGGCGAAGAACAUGUCGUCGAUGGCAUUCUCAAUGUACCAAUUCACGCGAGGGGAAGGCGCCUUGAAGACCACCCAGGAUCUAUUCACCCAAGCUGAGUAUUUCGCCGAAGAGGCAAACAGAUUGUACAAGGUUGUGAGACAAUUCAGUUAUCAGGUACCAGGUGGGCCGCACAAGAAGGAACUCUUGGAAAAUCUGGAUCGAGUGCCGACUUACGUUCAGCAACUGCAAUUCACCGUGAAGAAUCCUACCGUUGGCAAGGCUGCCACUUUCACCAAGGUCGAUAAUGUUAUACAAGAAACGAAAAAUCUUAUGAAUGUGAUCUCGAAGGUGGUCACAACGUGUUUCGUCUGCGCCACAAAGUACAACCUGGAUUUCCGAGGUCUGUCGGCGCGCGGGGCCGGCGGUUCGCCGUACAGGGGCGGAGAGGGCGGGGGAGCUGACGGCGACGGUGGCGGAGUUGGCGCCGACGGCAGCAAGACGGGCUCCGCCCCCGGCAGCGACCCGUCCGUCUGACAGUUUGGGAUGGCCCGACGGGCCAAGGGGGACGCUCGCCGCACCCGGGUUUCCUUUCUGCUUUUCUAGGGAGAACCUCACCUGCCCCACCGACCAUCAAAGCGACGUACACGUCGACCGGAUGUCGCGGAAUUGCCGUCAACAACUGUUGGCAAGUACCGCGACGAUCGUGCGUUGGGAUACGGUAUUCGGAGGUGCCUCGCCUGGCCGGAAUACGUUCGCCGCCCUUAUCGGCGACGGUGGCAACGUAUUCCGCGUAAUAACGGUAUUGGGAAUCUGUGUGUGAGGAAAGCGUUCCUCUGGACGCCCCGAUGAUUUGGUAUAUGAAAGGAGAAUGGUUUCAAUUUAACGCCUUCGCGAUUUAAAAUGAGAACGAUCGCGAAAGUGUUGAUUGUGUAAAAAAAUCCUGGUUGAAAUGUUAGGAUUGACCCAGUCUGGAGAUACUCUCACAUUUCGACCAGAGAUAGCAGUUAUUGAUAAACAGUAUUGAUAAACGCGAUUUAUGAAAAGGGUAUAUAUAUACUUAAAAUAUUGCAACGAUUUGAUGUGCUUUGGACAAUCGUUAAAAGUGUAACGAAAAUGCUUGGUCGACGUGUACGUUUCAUCAGUUUAGUUGGAUACUUCUAAUUAACAAUCAGAAACAGAUUUACACGUUUCUGCUGUUAGCGAGCAGGUCUCAGACGUACGUGUUUAUUCGAAAACAAAUGAGCUUGGAAGUACUUAUUUAUACGGUCGAGUUCCGCCGCGCGUGGCGAUCGAGGCGUGGGAAAGCGGAAAAUCGAGCCGAGUAUGUGGUAUAACGUGGAAUUGAGCGCGAAAGUGGCGGAUGAAAUGUGCGCCACAUGCAGUUUGCAAAUUGUUCCUUGAUUCGAUUACGCAAUCCACGCUUUGAUCGUUGGCAAUACCAGUGAAAAUGUCGCUAAAAAUAUCAAAAAAGUAAAGGCUGCUCGCGAGCACUACAAUUUAUUUUUACAUCCUAGUGUAAUUCAAAUACGUUUUCACGUUUCAGCAAUAAAAUUUCUCAAAAUGAAGUUACAGUGAACAACGCGGCGUCGCAUUUCACUGCUGUUGCAUUAAUAGCAACCUCACUUUCCUGUUAUUUCUACGUAGAACAAAAACUUUUAAUAGACGUUCAUUAGACAUCUGUCACAAGAAACUUCCAUCAGAUGUCCAUUGGACUUUCAAGCGACGUUCGCUAGAACAGCCACAGUUCUGCAUUGCAUACGUUCUGCAUUGGAUCUCCAAACGUAUUCAUACAUGUCUAUUAGAUCAUUUAUAUGGAUUAAUUAUAAAUAUUUCAUAGAGCUUCGAUGAAUGACUAAUAGACGUUAACUGAGAGUUAAUAGUCUUUUUAUGGAUGUUCUAACUAUACAUGUCAAAAUAAUAUGUUAUUUACUCUCAUCUUGGAGCCUAAAUUUUAAGGGCCCACUUUUAUUUACUUCAUUAGAAAUUUCAUAAUGUUACGUCUUUUUAUUUUAUUUUAUGUUGCCUUUUAAUUACAAGAAGUAGAACGCCGUUGCAUCCAUCAGUGGUACCGCGUUCUUGAUUCUAUUUAUUUAAUAUAUCCGUAAUAGAAGUCUAAUACACAUUCAUAAUAUCAUAUCAUAGAUGUCCGUGACGAAUUUAUUGAAGACAUCCAUCAUGGAUAUAGUAAGAUCUCUAAUUGGAGAUCUGUUUGACUUCUACUAUGAAGAUAGACAUCCCUUGGAGCUAUAAAAGUUUAAUAGAUGUUUAAUGGAUGUCACGUUCUAUGUGGGUUUGAACGCCGUGUUUAAGAAUAUUCCUUAUAUACAUCGGCUUAAUGAACUACAAAAUUAAGCUUUAUUCCACGAUUACGAACUCUAAGUAAGUUUAUUCAACACGCAGUACGUUUUGUUACGACGCUAAGCUAAAGUCGCUCAAUACUCAAUACAUUAUUGGCGUAUAAGAACAUAUCCAAAUACCUGAAUCUCGUUUCAUUAUCUUCGCUAAGGAACGCGGCAAAACUUUUCCGCCAACAUUUGGCUACGCACAAACAAAUCAUUCUUCCAUAUCAAGAAGUUGGUGCAACGACAAUAAUUAACAAAUGUCGAUCGUAGUGCCUUUUAGGUGUGACUUUGUCGAAACUUUGCCGAGGUUUAACCUCAGCUCCCGAAGUGUUACGCCAACUUCGGUAAACAGAUUAUGCAGCGAGAGAGAAAGAGAGAGAUAGAUAGAGAGUUGCAUUAUACUUGCAGAAAAAUAGCUCGCGCAUUAUACAUACAUCUACAUGACUUUAGCGUGUGAUCGUCAAGGCGUACUGUGUCCGCGGAAAGCUUUUAAAAGCUCUCUCUAUUCGCUAAAAUAAACCGACAAAAAUCUUUAAGCAGCAAUUGAAUUAUGAAAAACUUUCUGAAAAACCACGCGCUAACGAACGGCUUUCCCUUCUCUUGCGUUGCAUUCAAUUCACAAGGUAAUUAGAGAAAUUUGAACAGUGGCAGUCUGAAGUGCUUAUACGAGUCCACUCACAUAAGAGAUACUCACUUUUCUUACAUUUGCUAGCAACUUUAUCUACCAUUAUUCAGAUUGCUCAUAACAAAUCCACGUAUCCAGAGAUACAGUUUUCAAGUACUGACCUUGCAAUUAAAAAUUAUUUUAAAUAAAAAUUAAUUACUUUCUCACAACUGUGGUAUCUACGAAAUAAUAUCUGUAAUUAAUCGAGCCUCCGUAGAAAUAGAAGAGACAACACUCGUGGGGCAGGAGGUCUAUCGAGGGGGACCUGGGGGCGGCAGCAGGGCGGUCAGGGACGUACUUUGUGGCAAAGACGUACAUUCAGUCACCACUCGAGAUCGCAAACUGCAAGUCAACCUAACUUUCGUCGCUUGUACAAAACGGACUGUUCGAUUUGAUGACAGGGAGACUUUUCUGGAUAUGGACUACCUCAAAGAGGAAAGUGGUUUCAAUACACACAAAUAUUUUAUUGGAUGUGUUGCAGCGUGUAAUGUGGACACCCUAAUCAAACACUGUUUUUGUUAAAUCAUUUAAAAUUUCUUAAAAUUUGUCAAAAAUUAAAAUAUCUUUUUUAAUAUCCCAAAUUCUGGAUGGUAGAAUUCCACAUCCACGGGAACUGUGUAGGUGUGAAAAGAUCCAUAUUCUUCUAGCCUAGUUCUCAAGAUUGUCCUCAAAUCGGAUAUUUCUGGGGCAGUUGCAUUCAUCGAUGUCAAAGUUCCUUCUCGAUGCCACAAAGAAAACCAGCGACGAUAGUCACUAGAAUCGCUUUUGAGACCUUGCGAAUCCUUCAAAGAGGCGAUUUGAGCCAAAUAUUUUAUCAAAAUACUAUAUGCGAUAUCUCCGACCUGUCGAAUCGGUCAAAUUGUACAUUGUUGUGUAAGUUAACGGUCAGGAUAGAUUCUCAAGCGUACCACGAUGGUAGCACGCGUUUACGAAGAGCUCGAAAUUGUUCUGUAUUUAUACCCAAAAGAUAUCCAAAAAUUUCAGCAUGUUCAAAAGAAGUUUCUAGCAAUACGUGAUAGAGAAUUCAUCCGAAUAGAAUCCGCGUUAGUGCACUGCAAUUCGGCAAUUGCAGUCAUCGAGUUUCCUCCGUAUGCGCGAUUGCUCGCGAAGAUAAAUGGCGGAGGUGAAUCUCCUGCGGAACACUGACAGGAGACUUGCUCUAAACAUGCGGAAUCGCCGCGAUUGAACACGGUUUCACGACAAAUAGAAUAAUGCUAUGUAGAGAUGUCACGAUUUCUCCUCGACGUGCGACAAGAUUCAUGAGAGACAUGUAAAAAAAUUUGUCUGCCGAUUCUUCUGCAAGCUAAUCUCUGAGCGUGCGUUUAUUUGCACAAUAAAACGCAACAACGGUAACAUCGAGAUAUGUUACUGUUGUUAUUUUUUUCCUUCGAGAAAAAGGGAGGAGAAUCGGCGAGUCUGGCCGCACGUCGAGAUCGCGAGAGAAUUGAUCAUUGUAGCGAAAUAAAAAUGGAUAAGCGAUAAUAAUUUAAUGAUAAUUUAGUAUUAUUAAUGUUAAAGCCGCUGGUUAAUCGGCGGCAAUCGCGACGUCUGUAUAUACAACGUUAAGCGUACGCAAAGAAGAUGCGUUGACCAUUCGUGCAUUUCACGUAUGUACCUACGAGUAAGUGCACGAAAGAACACACUGUUCUGCGUGUGUGUAUUAUACAGAGUUUGCGCGAAAAAAAGAAAUUGUUUUACAACGCGAGAGCAUGUAUCCAUCGCUAUUGCUCGAUCCGAUUUAAUGCUGAAACGCCCCUUUGUUACUUUUUUUUAACUUUCCAUGAUUUCCGAUCUGUCAAAUGAGAUUUAUUGCCAGCAUCAUUUUGUUGAAUAAACGAUAUAUCACUGCUUAUAAACUAUAGCGAGCAAUUGACAUCUAAUAUCAUUAAACAGAUCGAUUGUCUACCUGCGGGCAUUUUAGCACUAAACGAAGUUUGUUUACUGCAGCGAUCUUGAAAAGACAGAUUAGCUGUGAUACUUCAUACGGAUUGCCCGUGAUAUUCUUACGAAUUCUUAGAGUAGAAAUAUUAGUUGUUAUCGCAAUUAGGGAAACACGAAGUCUGCGAAUAUCGGAACAACGCGGAUUGUAAACUAAUGUGAAAAUGCAACAUUACGCAUUGUAACUGCGGGGAUAUACAAACACCAAUACAUACGGAUACAUUUACGUAGCACAGACUCUGUAUUAUACGUUAUCGCUCGGUAUUUAGACUACUUAGGGUAUACGUUCGUUAAGACGGUGUGUAAGUUGAAAUUUUUUUGUAUGAAAUGGCACAAAUAUUUUCUAUGGGGAAACGGGGGCGAGUUCGAUCGUAAAAUGUUGAGUUUCUAUUAUUUUUAUUGACCGGUUUGCACGUUAACGGAAUAGAUGGUCGUCGCGCUAGUUGAUUGCGCUUGGCUAUGGAAGGGAGAGAAGCUCGCGAAAAUAUAUUGUUAAAUAUAUGUACCUAUGAACAAUUCCUAUGCAAUAAUAUACGCUGAUAAUACUUUCUCAUGAGUAUAAAUGUGAGAAAGAAAAAGAGAUGGUAAAGGAAGAUAGCUUUAGUACCGUAUAUUCGUAAAUAAUAAUAUAUUACGUUUUCUGUUAUUUUCA